Candidula unifasciata is the source of this 2346-nucleotide messenger RNA. The record is from the annotation of a GenBank genome assembly. NCBI's taxonomy places the organism in Eukaryota, Metazoa, Mollusca, Gastropoda, Stylommatophora, Geomitridae.
AUGAGCUCCAAGAUACCACGAAAAGCGCUAGCCAUACAAGGCCGGAAGAAGAGGUCUAAAGCAAAGCCGCGGUUCAAACAAGACGACAAGAAACGAAUAUCAAAUGAUUCAAAGAGGAAGGAUGAAUCCCCUUGCGAUGAAGAAGAUGAGGAAGAGGAAAUCCUGGGAUCAGAUGACGACGAGCAGGAGGAUCCUCGUGACUACUGCAAAGGAGGCUACCACCCUGUCAAAAUUGGGGAUCUCUUGAACAACCGCUAUCACAUAGUGCGCAAGUUGGGAUGGGGACAUUUCUCAACUGUGUGGCUCAGCUGGGAUCUUGCCUGCAAGCGGUUUGUGGCUCUGAAAGUGGUCAAAAGUGCCCAGCACUACACAGAGACAGCCCUGGAUGAGAUCAAGCUGCUCAAAUGUGUGCGUGAAGCUGAUGAGAAUGAUCCCCACAGAGAAAAAGCUGUUCAGUUGUUGGAUGACUUUAAGAUCUCCGGCAUCAAUGGAACCCACGUCUGCAUGGUGUUUGAAGUUCUGGGUAACAAUCUGCUGAAGUUAAUUAUUCGCUCCAACUACCAGGGCAUCCCGCUACAUAACGUCAAGCUCAUCAUUAAACAGGUUCUAGAGGGGCUGGAUUACCUCCACACCAAAUGUAAGAUUAUCCACACGGAUAUCAAACCUGAAAAUAUCCUGAUGUGCGUGGAUGAGGCUCACAUUCGAAAACUGGCAGCAGAUGCUAUCGAAUUUCAAAGACUGGGGCUCAGGUUGCCUGGGUCAGCAGUGAGUACAGCACCAAAAGAGAAACCUCAGGAUCUCUCCAAGAUGUCCAAAAACAAGAAAAAGAAGAUGAAAAAGAAGCAGAAGAAACAAGAACAGCUUAUACAGAUACAGAUGAAGCAGCUGGAGGAGCUAGACAGAGAGAAAGGUGGAGAGAAAGAGGGAAGCAGCAGUAGCGGUCUCUUAAACAGCGAAAGCUUCAACAGCCUGCAGAACAUGGACGCUGACAGUAACGAUGGGGCUGACGAUGACAGAACUCUCAUGGCUGGCAGCGAUAAGGGUGGAGGUGACCAUAGCCUCAAAGUUUUGAGUGGUCAGGACUCCUUGACAGAUGCAGGUGGGCCAAGGAUAAGUGUUAAAACCUUACUACAGACUAAUGGAAAGAGCAGCGUGCAACCCGUUGAUACCAAGAAGAAUGAAGGCAAAGUAUGUGAACCAAACCAGUGCAAUGUAUCCUGUAAUAAAGUAGACGAUAUUAUCAUGGAUGAGAAUGGUGACGAACCUGCCCAGCUGAACACAUCUUCAAGUUCUGAAAGUCAGGCUGCAGCAAUAGCCCGACUGAACGUUACCGAUGAUAACAUCCUCAACAGCAGUCAUUCUCCAGCACUUGUUGCCAACAGCGACUCCUUGGCAUCUAGCUCCAACUGCUCCACUUCCAACAACAACUGCCCAGAGUCCAGCAACAUGAACAACGUGGCAACAGUUAAUGCUGUCCCCAGCCUCCCUACCACAGUCCCUCUGUGUAAUGGACAUGCUGCACAGUUCUCCCGUGGUUCUGCUGGUAUUGAGGCGGAGUCUUCAGUGCCCGGCUGUGACAGAGAGCAGGGGGUGAGCGGCCGGGGUAAAGACGCUGCUGAGGCUCCGGUGAAUGUGUGUUGUAUGAGCAAUGCUGUCAGUGGUGCCGGAGAGUCUCUAGUACAUGACAUUGAGUUGAGUGAGCUGGGCAGUUCUAGCCAUCUGAAUAGUAAUUCAUUAAAGUCAUUCGAGGGGGAUAUGGAAGACAUACAGAUGGAGGCAGCCUCUGAUAAAAAUCAUACCCCGGUUAGUCACAAACCAGACCCAAUCCAUGAAAUCUGUGAUGUGUUUCCGGUCAAGAUAGCAGAUUUGGGCAAUGCCUGCUGGACUUAUCACAAGUUUACCGAUGAUAUCCAGACGCGACAGUACCGUUGCCUUGAAGUGUUGCUGGGAGCAGGGUAUGACACUCCGGCUGACAUCUGGAGUACUGCCUGCAUGGCAUUUGAGUUGGCCACUGGUGACUAUUUAUUUGAGCCCCACAGUGGGGAAGACUACACUCGAGACGAAGAUCACUUAGCACAUAUCAUUGAACUAAUCGGGCCCAUCCCACGACAUAUAGCACUGAGUGGAAAAUAUUCCAGGGAGUUCUUCAACAGGAGAGGUGAGCUGAGACACAUUAGCAAGCUGAAGCCGUGGAGUCUGGUCGACGUCCUUACUGAGAAGUACGAGUGGUCCGAGAAGGAUGCCCAGGAGUUCUGCGACUUCCUGGUUCCAAUGCUCGUCUUUGACCCCAGCGAAAGAGCUACUGCAUCAGAAUGCUUAAAGCAUCCAUGGCUACAAGGUGUAUGA